CCUCUGUAUUCCCAGGACUGUCCAGAGGAGAAGGUCCCAGAGAAUCCUCAGAUGACAAAUCAGGGGGAAGAUCUGACUGAUAUUAAAGUGGAGGAUGAAGAUGAGAGGAUGAUGGACAAUCCCCUGUGUAAGAGUGAGGUGAAGGAGGACAUUCCAGGAGAUGUCACCACAGAUGGAUCCAGGAGGAGAAAUCUGCCAGAGAAAUGUCCCCGUCCUCUGUAUCUCCAGGACUGUCCAGUGGAGAAGGUCCCAGAGAAUCCUCAGAUGACAAAUCAGGGGGAAGAUCUGACUGAUAUUAAAGUGGAGGAUGAAGAAGAGAGGAUGGUGGGCGAUCCCCCAUGUAAGAGUGAGGAGGAGGAGGACAUUCCAGGAGAUGUCACCACAGCAGAAAAUCCCAGUACAAAUUCUGAAGUAAAUUUGUUGUCACUAAAUUAUAAAGUAGAAGAUGAAGAUAUGCAGCGCUCUUCAGGAGAAAAUAUUAAUGUACAUCCAGGACUUCACAGUACAUAUAAUCUUCCUAAUCAUGAGGAACCUUCUCUUGACCAGAAAGAGGGUGAAAUGUUUCACUGUGGUAAAGAGUUCACAAAAAGAUCAAGUCUUUCUACAUAUAGAAUAAUUUUCACCGGGGAAAAGCCAUACUCCUGUUCAGAAUGUGGGGAGUGCUUUACAGAUAAAACACAUCUUGUUAGACCUAAAAAAAGCCACAUAGGAGAGAUGUUUAAGUGUUCAGAAUGUGGGAAAGGUUUUAAAAUCAAAUCAAAUCUUGUUAUACAUGAGAGAAUUCACACAGGAGAGAAACCAUAUUCAUGUUCAGAAUGUGGGAAAUGUUUUACAAAUAAAUCAAAUCUAGUUCUACAUGAGAGAAAUCACACAGGAGAGAAGCCAUAUUCAUGUUCAGAAUGUGGGAAAUGUUUUAAAGAUCAAUCAAAUCUUGUUAGACAUAAGAGAGGUCACACAGGAGAGAAGCCAUAUUCGUGUUCAAAAUGUGGGAAAUGUUUUACAAUUAAAUCAAAUCUAGUUAUACAUGAAAGAAAUCACACAGGAGAGAAGCCACAUUCAUGUUCAGAAUGUGGGAAAUGUUUUAAAGAUCAAUUAGGUCUUGUUAGACAUAAGAGAAGUCACACAGGAGAGAAACCAUAUUCAUGUUCAGAAUGUGGGAAAUGUUUUACACAAAAAUCAGGUCUUGUUAGACAUAAGAGAAGUCACACAGGAGAGAAGCCAUAUUCGUGUUCAGAAUGUGGGAAAUGUUUUACAGAAAAAUCUGAUCUUGUUGGGCAUGAGAGAAGUCACACAGGAGAGAAGCCAUUUUCGUGUUCAGAAUGUGGGAAAUGUUUUACACAAAAAACUAAUCUUGUUAAACAUCAGAGAUUUCACAUAGGAAAGAAGCCUUAUACAUGUUCAGAAUGUGGGAAAUGUUUUACACAAAAAUCAGAUCUUGUUAGACAUGAGAGAAGUCACACAGGAGCGAAGCCAUAUUCAUGUUCAGAAUGUGGGAAAUGUUUUAAAGAUCAAUCAAAUCUUGUUAGACAUACGAGAAGUCACACAGGAGAGAAGCCGUAUUUGUGUUCAGAAUGUGGGAAAUGUUUUACAAAGAAAUCAAAUCUAGUUAUGCAUGAGAGAAAUCACACAGGAGCGAAGCCAUAUUCAUGUUCAGAAUGUGGGAAAUGUUUUAAAGAUAAAUCAAAUCUUGUUAGACAUAAGAGAAGUCACACAGGAGAGAAGCCGUAUUUGUGUUCAGAAUGUGGGAAAUGUUUUACACAAAAAUCUAAUCUUGUUAGACAUAAGAGAAGUCACACAGGAAAGAAGCCUUAUUCAUGUUCAGAAUGUGGGAAAUGUUUUAAAAUCAAAUCAAAUAUUGUUAUACAUGAGAGAAUUCACACAGGAGAGAAACCAUAUUCAUGUUCAGAAUGUGGGAAAUGUUUUACAAAUAAAUCAAAUCUUGUUAUACAUGAGAGAAUUCACACAGGAGAGAAACCAUAUUCAUGUUCAGAAUGUGGCAAAUCUUUUACAAAUAAAUCAAAUCUUGUUAAACAUGAGAGAAUUCACACAGGAGAGAAGCCAUAUUCGUGUUCAGAAUGUGGGAAAUGUUUUACACAAAAAUCAGAUCUUGUUGGGCAUGAGAGAAGUCACACAGGAGAGAAGCCGUUUUCGUGUUCAGAAUGUGGGAAAUGUUUUACACAAAAAAAAUAUCUUGUUAAACAUGAGCGAAGUCACACAGGAAAAAAGCCAUAUUCAUGUUCAGAAUGUGGGAAAUGUUUUACACAAAAAUCAGAUCUUGUUAAGCAUGAGAGCAGUCACACAGGAGAGAAGCCAUAUAUGUGUUCAGAAUGUGGGAAAUGUUUUAAGGAUCAAUUAAAUCUUGUUAGCCAUGAGAGAAAUCACAUAGGAGAGAAGCCAUAUUCGUGUUCAGAAUGUGGGAAAUGUUUUACAAAUAAAUCAAAUCUAGUUAUACAUGAGAGAAAUCACACAGGAAAGAAGCCAUAUUUGUGUUCAGAAUGUGGGAAAUAUUUUAAAUAUGAAUCAGGUUUUGUUAGACAUAAGAGAAGUCACACAGGAGAGAAGCCAUAUUCGUGUUCAGAAUGUGGGAAAUGUUUUGCACAAAAAUCAGAUAUUGUUAAGCAUGAGAGAAGUCACACAGGAGAGAAGCCAUAUUUGUGUUCAGAAUGUGGGAAAUGUUUUACAUGGAAAACAGAUCUUGUUACACAUCAGAGAUUUCACACAGGAGAGAAGCCAUAUUCAUGUUCAGAAUGUGGGAAAUGUUUUACAGAUACAUCAGGUCUUCUUAGACAUAAAAGAAGUCACACAGGAGAGAAGCCGUAUUUGUGUUCAGAAUGUGGGAAAUGUUUUACACAAAAAUCUAAUCUUGUUAAACAUCAGAGAUUUCACACAGGAAAAAAGCCUUAUUCAUGUUCAGAAUGUGGGAAAUGUUUUGCACAAAAAACAGAUCUUGUCACACAUCAGAGAAGUCACAGAAUUCACACAGGAGAGAAGCCAUAUUCAUGUUCAGAAUGUGGGAAAUGUUUUAAAGAUCAAUCAGAUCUUGUUAGCCAUAAAAAAAGUCACACAGGAGAGAAGCCAUAUUCGUGUUCAGAAUGUGGGAAAUGUUUUACACAAAAAUCAGAUCUAGUUAUACAUGAGAGAAAACACACAGGAGAGAAGCCAUAUUCAUGUUCAGAAUGUGGGAAAUGUUUUAAAGAUCAAUCAGGUCUUGUUAGACAUAAGAGAAGUCACACAGGAGAGAAGCCAUAUUCGUGUUCAGAAUGUGGGAAAUGUUUUACACAAAAAUCAGAUCUUGUUAGACAUAAGAGAAGUCACACAGGAGAGAAGCCAUAUUCGUGUUCAGAAUGUGGGAAAUGUUUUACACAAAAAUCAGAUCUUGUUGGGCAUGAGAGAAGUCACACAGGAGAGAAGCCGUUUUCGUGUUCAGAAUGUAGGAAAUGUUUUACACAAAAAAAACAUCUUGUUAAUCAUGAGCGAAGUCACACAGGAAAAAAGCCAUAUUCAUGUUCAGAAUGUGGGAAAUGUUUUACACAAAAAUCAGAUCUUGCUAAGCAUGAAAGAAGUCACACAGGAGAGAAGCCAUAUAUGUGUUCAGAAUGUGGGAAAUGUUUUACACAAAAAACUAAUCUUGUUAAACAUCAGAGAUUUCACAUAGGAAAGAAGCCUUAUUCAUGUUCAGAAUGUGGGAAAUGUUUUACACAAAAAUAUGAUCUUGUUAAGCAUGAGAGAAGUCACACAGGAGACAAUCUAUAUUUGUGUUCAGAAUGUGGGAAAUGUUUUACAUGGAAAUCAGAACUUGUUACACAUCAGAGAUUUCACACAGGAGAGAAGCCAUAUUCAUGUUCAGAAUGUGGGAAAUGUUUUACAGAUACAUCAGGUCUUGUUAGACAUAAAAGAAGUCACACAGGAGAGAAGCCGUAUUUGUGUUCAGAAUGUGGGAAAUGUUUUACACAAAAAUCUAAUCUUGUUAAACAUCAGAGAAGUCACACAGGAGCAAAUUUCUGAAAUCAGCAGAUUCCAUUUGGGUACAAAUAAAUUCAAACCAAAGUGACAGUGCUCAGAUUGCCCUAAUAAAUUCUGAAGUCUUGUAUGGCUUUAACGUCAAGGCAGCAUUGGCAAUCUUAAAGUGGCAGUGAAAUAUAUACAUAUGGAUAAACAGAUGGUGGCCGGUGGUAAUAAGCAAACUGUUUAACAACACAUUGCACUUUUGGCUUUGUUAUGCUUUUUAAAAUAAAAAAAAUCAUCCAAAACAUCUCUCUCUAAUGGGGUGGAUGUCUGGCAGUGUUCACACUCAGGGUGGUGUCAGAAGCAAUGGCUUGUUCUGAACAAGAAUUUCAAGAAUGCUCACUUUAUGGGGAGCGGCAGCAGUAUUGUACUGAACCUGACGGACAAGGCAGGAGAUGUGCAUCUGUGUAGGGGUAGUAGAAAUGGGAGCAGUACAAUAUUAACCUGACAAAGUAGGAGAUCUGCAGCUGUACAGGGAGUAGUAGUAAUAGCAGCAGGUGUAGUAGUAGUUUCAGUGGCAGAUGUACAGUAUAAAACAUGACACACAAGGCAGGAGAUUUGCGGCUAUGUAGGAGUAGCAGUAGUUUCACUGGUGGCAGUAGUAAGUGCAGCAGUACAGUAUGAAAUCUGACAGACAAGGCAGCAGAUGUUCACCUGUUUAGGAGUAGUAGUAAUGGGAGAAGAACAAUAUUUAACCUGACAAAGUAGGAGAUCUGCAGCUGUGUAGGAGUAGUAGUAAUAGCAGCAGGUGUAGUGGUAGCUGCAGCAGCAUGAGUACAAACAUAACAGACAAGGAGGCAGAAUAUUUGCGCCUGUGUAGGGGUAGCAGUAGUGGCAUUGGUGGCAGUAGUAGCUGCAGCAGUACGGUAUGAAA
Bufo bufo (common toad) is the source of this 4879-nucleotide messenger RNA. Its product is annotated as zinc finger protein 585A-like. The record is from RefSeq and is a predicted model, not a curated record. NCBI's taxonomy places the organism in Eukaryota, Metazoa, Chordata, Amphibia, Anura, Bufonidae. The transcript is spliced from 7 exons. Gene Ontology annotation, biological process: negative regulation of transcription by RNA polymerase II; regulation of cytokine production; regulation of immune system process. The coding region runs from base 52 to 4005 and encodes 1317 amino acids.